AGUGUUGAGGACGACAGCAGAAUCAUGGGCCGUCUCAGUUUAGUUCUUACCUUAAUGCUUAUGAACUGCAGUCUGCUGAUAUCUGCAGAUGACUGUGAUGGACCAACUGACGUUGUAACUGCAUGUGAGGGGUUUCUCCUGUAUCUGACCUGUCCAAAACAUCAUAAGAUCACGAUAAUUGAUGCACUCUAUGGGCGUAAAACUAAAGCAAUCUGCUAUGAUCAACCUCAAGACCAGCUCCAGAACACCAACUGCUAUUCUCCUCAUGCACUGCACAUUGUGUCAGAAAGGUGUAAUGGGAGUGUGCACUGCGCCAUACAUGCCACCAACAGUGUAUUCUCUAACCCGUGUGAGCACACAUACAAAUAUCUGAGAGUCAAAUACUGCUGCGAGCAUCAUAGGAGCUGAUCUUAUGUAUUUAGAAUCUCUAUUUCUCUGUUUCCAUACAUGGGCUGCUUGAAAAUCAAAUACCCUUUUAAAGUUUCUCUUCUGAAGAUUAAGCAUGGUUGCACUAUAAAAGCCAUGUGGGGACUGGGAUACAAGCAAGUUUGCUGUUCUGAUUUCUGCCUUACUGUGCAGGUUUCUUUUCAUACAGUUAAUAUUUCUAUUAUGCUCAGGUGGAAGUUUCUCAAUAAAAAUGAAUGAGGUGGUUAU
This is a messenger RNA of Danio rerio (zebrafish), 654 nucleotides long. Lineage: Eukaryota; Metazoa; Chordata; Actinopteri; Cypriniformes; Danionidae. The record is from RefSeq and is marked predicted. Gene Ontology annotation, molecular function: carbohydrate binding.